UCCAUUCAGAUUCAUCAUCAUCAGAAGUUCAAAUGAUGACGACGACGAUUGAGAUUCCUGCUUGAUUGAGGACACAACCAACCUUCUCUUCUCUGGUGACACGCUUUUCGAUUCAGCUUCUCUUUUUUUUUUUUUUUUUUUGUAUCGGAUCCAAUUCAAUCAGGACUAAUAGCUUUGAUCGGCGAUCGAUCGAUAAUCGAUUCUGAUUUAAAAUCCUUUCCUCCUCUAGUUCGAUUUGGAUUUUAUUUUUGUUUCUAGUGACGAAAGAUCAAAGCUUUGUUGCCUUCGAUGGUAUAUUUGCAUAGCUCAAUCUCGGUCUGCAACCCCGUCGACCAAGCUAUGCCCGCCCCAUCUCACUCUUCAAGAGCCACCACCCGUUCUUCACCAUCACCCCCCACCGUCUGCCAAGGCUCCCACUCCGCCGCCAUCGACGUCCUCAUCCUAAUCGCCGUCAUCACAUCCUGCGCCUUCCUCUUCUUCCCUUACGCCAAGCUCAUCGCCCUCGCCUCCAUCUCCAUCUUCUCCCACAUCUCCCUUCUGGUCAAGCACGAGAUUCUGCACAACCCUAUAGUCUACGGUUCGCUUGCUCUCAGCGUCUUCUGCGCCGCCGUCUCCGCUUGGCUCGUCCUACUCCUGUGCACGAUGCACAGGUGCGGGAAGCCCAAUUGUAAAGGGCUUAGGAAGGCUGUUGAGUUUGAUAUUCAGAUUGAGACUGAGGAUUGCAUCAAAAGCAGCUCUAAUAGUAAUGGGAAGAAGGGGAGGGUUGAGCUGCCUCGUGUCCAUCACCGUGAGUUGGAAGCUGAGCUGAAGAAGAUGGCGCCUCCUAAUGGGAGGGCUGUGCUGGUUUUUAGAGCCAGGUGUGGUUGUUCUGUUAGGAGAUUAGUGGUUUCGGGGCCGAAGAAACAGCAGCGUAAGAUCAAGAAGUGAAAAAGAGAGAGAGAGAGAGAGAAAUGAGAUGUUGGGGGAUGGUUAUACUUUUCUUUUGUUUCUCACAAAAACGAACUUAUAUAUAAUGUUAAUCUAUGUGUUUGAAAAAUAAGGUGCAAUGGGGAUAAGCAUUGUAAGCAUAAUGUGGGAAACUGGUUAUAGUGAAUCAACAUUUUGCUUUUAAUC
Brassica oleracea var. oleracea is the source of this 1113-nucleotide messenger RNA. RefSeq lists its product as uncharacterized. The record is from RefSeq and is a predicted model, not a curated record. Bases 289 to 927 code for a protein of 212 amino acids. The transcript has 2 exons. NCBI's taxonomy places the organism in Eukaryota, Viridiplantae, Streptophyta, Magnoliopsida, Brassicales, Brassicaceae.